GAAUUGUUUUUGUCGCGAGCGGUUGAUGUGAGCGGGCGUUGCGCAUUGAAUAUUUUUGUGUACGUUUGUUUCUUUAAGUAAACGCCAUUUGUGUGAGUGUGUACGCGCGUACGAUAGUGUGCGCGCCUGUGGAUGUGUGGGCUUGCAUGCUAACGAGUUGUUUUUUGCGCCUCUGUACAGUUAAUAUUCAUAUUUUGCUGUUAACCGCACUGCACUUGAAGCAAAUUAAAUAAGCGCAAAAUGUUGCCGAAACGUGUGCGAUAAAAGUGAAACGGAAAAUAAAGCCAACAAAAGUACAACACCAACAACAACAAACGAAGAAAAUAAAGAAACAUAGUGCAGGGCCAGGCCAGCAACAAAGACUGCGCGUGCCUGUCUCUGUCUCUAUCUGUUUCCGUGUGCGUGCGUGUGUGUGUGCGCGUUUGUAUAUUUGUGUGCGUUCGCAACAGAUGCUGCAAACGCUACGAUUUAAGUGUAUGUUGUUGUUGUGCAAAGACAACAGCAACAGCAACAAGAGCAACAACGACGAAUAAAACGACAACAACAACCAUCACGAAAGACGUCAUCAUCAGCAACAACAACCAUGUUCAAGUGCAUUCCAAUUUUCAAAGGCUGCAACAGGCAGGUGGAAUUCGUGGACAAACGCCACUGUUCACUGCCCCAAGUGCCGGAGGAAAUUUUACGGUACUCGCGAACCCUCGAGGAACUCUUUUUAGAUGCGAAUCACAUACGGGAUUUGCCAAAGAAUUUCUUCCGAUUGAAUCGCCUGAGAAAACUGGGCCUGAGUGACAAUGAAAUCGGACGCCUGCCGCCGGACAUACAAAACUUUGAAAAUCUGGUGGAGCUCGAUGUUUCACGUAACGAUAUACCCGACAUUCCCGAUGACAUUAAGCAUCUGCAGAGCCUGCAGGUGGCCGACUUCAGCUCGAAUCCGAUACCGAAACUGCCAUCGGGUUUCUCGCAGCUGAAGAACUUGACCGUGCUGGGCCUGAACGAUAUGUCGCUGACAACACUGCCAGCCGACUUUGGCAGCUUAACGCAGCUCGAGUCACUGGAGCUGCGCGAGAACCUGCUCAAGCAUUUACCCGAAACUAUUAGCCAGCUGACGAAGCUGAAGCGCCUGGAUCUGGGCGACAACGAAAUCGAAGAUUUGCCACCAUAUCUAGGCUAUUUGCCGGGCCUGCAGGAGCUCUGGCUAGAUCACAAUCAGCUGCAGCGACUGCCGCCAGAGCUGGGGCUCUUGACCAAGCUAACAUAUCUAGAUGUCUCUGAAAAUCGGCUGGAGGAGCUGCCCAAUGAAAUCGGCGGCAUGGUUAGCCUGACCGACCUGGACUUGGCACAGAAUCUGCUCGAGACUCUGCCCGAUGGCAUUGCCAAACUGAGCCGUCUGACCAUACUGAAAUUGGACCAGAAUCGCUUGCAGCGCCUAAACGACACACUCGGCAACUGCGUAAACAUGCAGGAGCUGAUAUUGACAGAGAACUUUCUAUCGGAGCUGCCCGCCUCGAUUGGCAACAUGACCAAGCUGAGCAAUCUGAACGUGGAUCGCAACGCGCUGGAGUAUCUGCCCCUGGAGAUUGGGCAGUGCAGCAAUCUGGGCGUGCUCAGUCUGCGCGACAACAAGCUGAAAAAGCUGCCGCCCGAGCUGGGCAACUGCACGGUGCUGCAUGUGCUCGACGUGAGCGGCAACCAGUUGCUCUACUUGCCCUAUUCGCUGGUCAAUCUGCAGCUGAAGGCGGUCUGGCUGUCGGAGAAUCAAUCGCAGCCGCUGCUCACCUUUCAGCCGGACACGGAUGCGGAGACGGGCGAGCAGGUGCUCUCCUGCUAUCUGCUGCCCCAGCAGGAAUACCAGCCCAUCACACCAGAUUAUCCACCUCAAGCGCUUUAUAGAUCAAGCGAAAAGUUCGAUUCGAUGGAUUUCUUCAGUUAUCAACAGAAAGCACGCGACAUGGAAUCGGACUCGGAGCCGUACGAGGAGCGUGAGCCUUCGCGCACCAUUGUCAAGUUCUCGGAGGAGGUGCCCCAGGAGAAGGAUACGCCGUUUGUGCGCCAGAACACGCCGCAUCCCAAGGAUCUCAAGGCGAAGGCACAGAAACUCAAAGUGGAGCGCAGUCGGCACGAGGAGAACGCCAAUUUGGUGACACUGCCAGAGGAGAAUGGCACCAAGUCAGUCGUGACAGAAACCCCCGUUGAGCCGCGCACUGUGGUCAAUAAUCAGCAACAGGUAGCCGUGACAGCAACCAAUAGCACAACUGCUGCGCAGCCGGUGCAGAAACCAGCUGCGGUGGUGGUGAAUUCGAAACCCGCUGCGGUCGGCGUCAUUUCACCAACACAAACGGUUACAAUUGCAGCAGCGCCACCAACCACACAGGGCGACUCUGGCUCAGCGAAGGCCAGAACCAACGCCGGCAGCGACAUGGCAGCAGCAACAGUUGCCGAUGUCGCUGAUGAUGAAGAUAAAGAUGAAUAUGAAACCGACCGUCGUGUGGGCUUUCAGGUGGAAGGCGAAGACGAUGAUUUCUACAAGCGGCCACCCAAGCUGCAUAGACGCGAUACGCCACAUCAUCUAAAGAACAAACGUGUGCAGCAUUUGACCGAUAAGCAGGCAAAUGAAAUUUUAGCCAAUGCCUUGGCCUCGAAGGACCGCAAUUCGCCAACGCCACAGCACUCGCUGACCAAUGUGCAGUCCCCCAUCGAGGAGAAUGCCGAUGCUGAGCAAUUCGAGCAAGAGCAGGAGCAACAGCAACAGCAACACCAACAACAGCAACCAUUCGAUAUAUCGCUCUCCCCAAUACCAGCUCCCAAGGCCGAAGCAGCAGAUAACAUUGAUGGCGUGACGGAGCUGCGCCUGGAGCAGUACGAGAUACACAUUGAGCGCACCACGGCGGGCUUGGGCCUGAGCAUAGCCGGUGGCAAGGGCUCGACGCCCUUCAAGGGCGAUGACGAUGGCAUUUUCAUAUCGCGCGUAACCGAGGGGGGUCCCGCCGAUCUGGCCGGCCUCAAGGUCGGCGACAAGGUGCUCAAAGUGAACGGCAUUGUUGUCGUGGAUGCGGAUCAUUACCAGGCUGUGCAGGUGCUCAAGGCCUGUGGCGCGGUGCUGGUGCUGGUGGUGCAGCGCGAGGUGACACGCCUGAUUGGCCAUCCCGUGUUCAGCGAAGAUGGCAGCGUCUCGCAGAUCUCUGUAGAGACACGCCCCCUGGUGGCCGAAGCUCCAGCUGUCACACAGGAGCGCUACAUUCCGCCGCCCAUUCAAAUAGUUCCAGAGCAGCUGCAGCAGCAGCCAGUGCAUCAGUUGCAACAGCUGCCACCUGCCCAUGCACAUUCGGCCAAUGUGUUUGCCACGCCCUCGUCAGCCACGAAUGGCAUGCUGCAAGAAAAUGGCAAAGUAGAUUUGGCGCCGUUGAGCUUCAUUCAAUUGCACACGACGCUUAUACGCGAUCAGAUUGGGCAGGGACUAGGCUUCAGCAUAGCCGGCGGCAAGGGUUCACCGCCAUUCAAGGAUGACUGCGAUGGGAUUUUCAUAUCGCGCAUUACCGAGGGCGGUCUGGCGCAUCGCGAUGGCAAAAUCAUGGUCGGAGACCGUGUGAUGGCGAUUAACGGCAACGACAUGACGCAGGCCCAUCACGACGCGGCUGUUGCCUGCCUCACUGAGCCGCAGCGGUUCGUGCGGCUCGUCCUACAGCGCGAAUACCGCGGCCCACUUGAACCGCCACUGAGUCCGCGCAGUCCCGCCGUGCUCAACUCAUUGAGCCCGUCCGGCUAUCUGGCCAAUCGACCAGCAAACUUUGGACGCUCUGUUGGCGACGAGCAGCCCUACAAGUACAACACACUGGCCAGCACGCCGGCGGCAACUGUGACGACUGGCGUCGUUCAUAAUAACAACAGCAAUAGUAAUACGCUGCCGAGCAAUAAAACCAACGGAUUUGCAACAGCUGCUGCUGUCAAUGCUGCUCCAGCUUAUGCAACAGCUGCCACAGCCGCAGCUCCAGCUCCAGCUUCAGCUGCGCACAUUGACAAAUCCACGGGCCAGCCGGUGCCAGCGCCACGUCGCACCAACUCAGUGCCUCAUGCUGAUGGCGAUGGUCCGGUUAAUGGCGCCGCGUCCACCAGCAGCGGCGACUCUGGCGAGGCUCAGCCCUCAUCACUCCGGCCGUUGACCAGCGAUGAUUUUCAGGCGAUGAUUCCGGCACAUUUUCUCAGCGGCGGCAGUCAGCAUCAGGUGCAUGUGGCACGGCCCAACGAGGUGGGCGUCAGCGCUGUCACCGUGAAUGUUAACAAACCGCAACCAGACUUACCCAUGUUCCCAGCCGCGCCCACCGAGAUAGGUCGCGUCACCGAGACCAUCACCAAGUCCACAUUCACGGAAACUGUGAUGACGCGCAUCACCGACAAUCAGCUGGCGGAGCCAUUGAUCAGUGAGGAAGUGGUGCUGCCCAAAAAUCAAGGCUCACUCGGCUUCAGCAUCAUCGGCGGCACGGAUCACUCCUGUGUGCCAUUUGGUACACGCGAACCGGGCAUUUUUAUUUCACAUAUUGUGCCCGGUGGCAUUGCCUCGAAAUGCGGCAAACUGCGCAUGGGCGAUCGCAUAUUGAAGGUAAACGAGGCAGACGUCUCGAAGGCCACACACCAAGAUGCUGUUAUGGAGCUGCUGAAGCCCGGAGAUGAGAUCAAACUCACCAUACAACAUGAUCCGCUGCCAGCAGGUUUCCAGCACAUAGAAGUAGUUUAUAUAAACACAGAGGAAAUUUUGCUUGCCAAGGCCGAAGGUGAGCGCUUGGGCAUGCACAUUAAGGGCGGCUUGAAUGGACAGCGCGGUAAUCCGCUGGAUCCGUCCGACGAGGGCGUCUUCGUGUCUAAAAUUAACUCAGUGGGAGCAGCACGACGCGAUGGAAGGCUUAAGGUGGGCAUGCGUUUGCUGGAGGUCAAUGGUCAUUCGCUGCUGGGCGCCUCGCAUCAAGAUGCAGUCAACGUUUUGCGCAACGCUGGCAAUGAAAUUAAAUUGGUCGUCUGUAAGGGCUACGACAAAUCGAGUUUAAUGCAUUCCAUUGGUCAGGCAGGCGGCAUGAGCACCGGCUUUAACUCGUCUACAUCCUGCAGCGGUGGCAGUCGUCAAGGUUCUCGGGCUUCAGAGACGGGCUCGGAGCUUAGUCAAAGUCAGAGCAUAUCCAGCUUAGAUCACGACGAUGAGGAGCGUCUGCGACAGGAUUUCGAUGUAUUCGCGUCACAGCAGCCAGACAUUGCUGCCAUGCCAGAGCCCACCAGCCAAACAGGCUUAGCAGCAGCCGCUGCCCUGGUGCAUGGGUCGCCAUCGCCCAUACGUACAACACCAACGCCACCCGCUGGCUCGAUGAUGAGCGCAGAUGUGGGGCAGCCUGAUACAGUUGCCGCGCAAACUGUGGCGCUCAUUCACGCAGAACAAACCCAGCAGCCGCAGCCGCAGACGCAGGUGGCAACAAUUGGCCAGGAGAAGAGCACCCAGGAGAAGGUGCUGGAAAUUGUGCGCGCUGCGGACGCCUUCACCACUGUACCGCCGAAAUCACCAUCAGAGCAUCAUGAGCAGGAUAAAAUACAAAAGACGACGACUGUUGUUAUAUCGAAGCACACGCUCGAUACAAAUCCAACCACACCCACAACGCCCGCACCUCUGACGCUGCUGCCGGCGGAGUCGGCGACCGCUGCCGCGGCCACUGCACCCAUUGCUGCUGCACAGAGUCAGAGUCAGCCCCAGCCCCAGCCCCAGCCCCAGACUCAGACACAAACAAAUUCAAGCCAGCAGCCAAACCAGCAACAACAACAGCAGCGCGGCACACAGACACCGGAACGACUGGCACCCGGAGCGCGUUACUCAUAUCAGAAAAUGCUGGAGUCUCAAGAGGAGAGCCAACCCCAAGAGCCCACAACGCCUAAAAAAGCCGAGCCGGUGUACAUCAUCGACGAUGACGAUGAGGACGAUGACGUAGAUGCCAUUCCCGAGGAAGAGGAGUCCUCGCCGCCCAUCGACUUGCAGUCGCCUCCUUCAUACGCGGACACCGACUCUGAUUGCUUUGAGCGUCCGCGCGGCCGCUACACCAGCGACUCGGAGAGCGAUUGUCGACCAUAUAAGCCGUCCCGCUCGGGACGUAGCACGCCCGAGUAUGCUGGAGGGCAUCGAAAGUCUGUGAGCUUUGAUCUAAGUGGCGACGAGCGCUCCAAGUCGGACUAUGAGCGCUCGCGGUCUCGCACACCCGAUCGAUUCACGCGUGCCUAUGACUCGGAGCAGGAUACCCGCUCGAAGAUCAGCAGUCGCAUGCCUCGCAAGGGCAUCCUCCGUGCCACUAGUCCCAGUUCCUCGGCCAGUUCCACUCUAGAGCGCCGUCCAGAUCCUUUGCCGCCCAUUGUGCCGACCGUUGCGCGAAUACGCGAGGUUGAGUCUCCGAAGCUGCAGCAUGUCUCGCGUGCCACAUCUCCCGAUCCUCCUGAAGGUGAGCUGGAUCGCGAGAAUCCCUUCCGCCAGGUGCACCCCAGUGAAGACGAUGAGUAUACGCAAAUUGCCAGGGCAAUCAGUAUGUCGCCCCGUUCGCCGCGCAAUCAGUUCUUCUUUGGUGGCGCGCGCUCCAACGAGGAUCUGCUCGAGCAGUCGCCAUCCAGUGGACGUAGCACUCCUAGCACGGUCAUAUCCAAGUCGACAGAGAACUUGACGGGCACACGACCCAAAGUGCCGCCACCCACGCUGCCCAAGCCGCAGCUCAAGAAGGCCGAUUUGGUGCGCAACGUGGCCCUGGAGACGUUCCAGGCCACCGAUGUGGGUCAGGGUGACUUCGCGGUGUUCGAGCACGAUGCCAGCACCAAUACCAUACAUCAGGUGCCCAAGCUGCCCGUGCGCCUAGCCAGCAAGACGCCCCGGCCUCGUGAAAGCCCCCCGCCGCCGCCGGUGAACUUUGCCACAAUGCCCAAAUCGCCGUUGCCCAGGCUACCGUCGCCCCUGGUGGAGGAAUCUGCUUAUAUGGAGGCUCUGCCGCCGGCACAGCUGCGCCCACAUGAUUUCGUGCACGAGAACUCGCCGGACAACAUAUUGGUGACGCCAGAGCAGCAUCGCGACUUUCUGUUGCGCGAAAACGAGAUGAGAAAUCAGCUGCGUGCUCCCUACGAGCCGGCUCCGCCCAUACCCAUAGCAGGCAUCAGCGGUGGUGACAACGGCGGCAACAACAACAACUAUGCGCCGCUGCUUUUGGGGCCCGCGUCACCCACAGAAAUCUUUCCCACGGCCCAAAUACUGCCUGUGCAAUAUGCCAGCCUGCCGCAGCCGCAGCAGCCCAAUAAGCUUAGACUGGGCGGUGCGGCCUCGCAGCCACAGCCGCAGCAGCAGCAGCAACCGCAGUCUCAGACCGUUUUUAACCUGCUGCUGCUGCCCGGCGAUCAGCGCCAGGUGUCAGCUGCCGCCAGUUCCUCGCAAUCAGCUGUGCUUUUAGCCAGCUCAGCUGGGCCGCUUUAUCUGCAUGCGGCCAGCUCAGCCUCGUCGCCAGCUGCGUUACCGUUAUCACCUGCGGCCGAGAAUGUGCCAGCCGUGCUCUCACCCACGCCCACAAAAGUGCCUAAAUCGGUAUCCGACAAAAAACGAUUCUUUGAGUCUGCCAUGGAGGAUCAACACAAGCCCACACAAAAAACAGAGAAAGUUUUUUCAUUCCUGUCAAAGGAUGAAGUCGAAAAGUUGCGCCAGGAAGAGGAAAAGAAAAUUGCAACACUCAGUCGUGAUAAGAAAUCCAGAUUAUUAGAUGCCGCCAAUGACAACAUUGACAAGGACGCCGCCCGGCAUGCUGAUAAGCAAUCGGCUAACGCUGACAGCAGCAGCAACAGCAACAGCGAUGACAAUGAUGACGACGAUGACGAUGGCCACGCUGAUGAUUAUGACAGAGAGAACGCGAGCAUUCGCAAGGACGUCGUUGACAACGUUGUCAGGGCGCAGUUCGAUGAUGCGGAGGACAUUAGAACCGCACAAAAUCAAGCGCAGGCAACGCACGCGCCCAGCAAAAUUCCUAAGCAGCUGAAGCAGCAGCAGCAGCAGCAAAUGAAGGCAACGCCCACAGCGACGCCGCCCGGAGAUACACCCAAGCCCUCGCUGCUGCCCAAGCCAAAGGUCAAAGUUGUGAUGCCACCCGCGUUGCAGCAGCGUCUUUGGCAGCAGCAGCAACAGCAACAAUCACCGCCCCAGGAGGAGCCAACCAUACACGAAGGGGAGCAGUCUGCCACGCCUGCAAGCUCGAGCAGCCGCAUACCCGUACGCACACUGAAGGCAGAACGCCGCGCCCUGGCAGCAGCUGCACGCCAGGCCGGCCUCACCGUGGACGACUACGUCCAACAGUUGGAGCAGGCGGAGCAGCAAGAGCAGCAGCAGGUCGAGCGUGGCGCCGUUCCGACAGAGCCUGCGGUCAAGACGCGAGCCAUGAUGAACGCUGAGAAGCGCGCCUCGUGGCGUGCGGCCCGCCUCCGCUCGCUGGAACAGGGCGCCGUUGAGGCGCAGGACGUGAUCAAGAAUAUGCGCAAGAUGACCGACGAUUUGAUUACGCAUGAGUCCAGGCUCAAUGAGCCGAAAAUAGUCUUUCCGAAAAUUGCCAUUAAAUCGAGCGAUGGUCCGGUAAUCGUGCGCGAACGCGAGAAAAUACUCGAUGAGAAAAUUGUGAGACGCACUGAGGAGGUGCCCUGCCCCAUAACGGGGCAACCUCAAUUGCGAACCGUCGAGUACAUUGAGAAAAUCAUCGAGACGGAGGUGGAGACGUGCAAGGAGCGCAUCAUCUCGUUGGAGCUGCAAGUUCCUGAGGGGGAUGAGGGCACACUUGAUGAGACGCAGCCACCGCUGGAGCUGCAGGCAGCUGAUGAUUUUGCCGAUGAUGAUCACGAGGACGAAGAUGAAGAUGAUGAUGACGACGACGAUGAUGAAGAUGAUGAUGAAGAGGAGGAGGACACUGCCUCCAUUGUUACGGUGCAAGCGAAUAACGAGAAACUGUUCCUGCGCCACGAUGCGGAUAGCUAUGGCCCAUCGUCCAUUGAGAGCGUCUCGUCGGGCAAGGUACGCAUUAAAGCAGCACCACUGACAAUGCAUCAGACACUGGCCAAGGAGACGACCAUUGUGGAGGUGCUGAAUCCUGUCAUUGGAGGCGAUGGCAGCGCGCGAACUAUACAAGUGAGUGGCGCGCCCUUUGACAUAGAUGAGCUUGGGGGCGGCGCGACCUCGCUGCUGCGCAGCGAAACUUUUGUGCUGCCCAGUGGCGGCGGCAAGUCGGAGCUGUCAUUAAAUGCAAAGAUGAAGAAUGUGCUCGAGGAGCUGCUCGAGAAUGAGCGGGUUAAAUUGAAUUUGCAAAAGAGCCUCGAGGAGGAACGCGACAAUGACAAUGACAACUAUGAGGAGGAUGAAGCUGAAAAUGUCUAUGUAGAUGCACGCGAUGACGAUGAGAGCGCUUAUGGUGAUGCUAUGGAUGAUGUUGACUUUGCUAGGCCGGCGGCUAUGACCAAAGGCCAGAGCGACGCUAAGAAUGGCAAUCAGCAGGUGCUGGAUGCACUGAUCAGGGCCAGCAAUCGUAGCACCGUAAUUGAUAAAUUGGCCGGCCGAUUGGCAGCGAACGACGAGGACGACAAUGAUGAGGAGGACGACGACGAGGAAGAGGACGAGAGCAGCGACUCCUCGGACGACGAUAGCGAGGACUCCGAUGAGGAGGACAAUGCGGAGCAGCAACUGAACAUUGCCUACGUGCAGGGCGCGCAGGUCAUCGAGAAUCUCAACACUGGAGCUGAGGGCUGCAAGCUGCAAAAGUCACAGACUUACAACACCAUCAGGGAGGCCGAGCAUGAGGAUGACGAGGCGCCGGAGGAAGCAAGUGGAAAGGCUAAAUGCAGCAACACCCUGGCCGAACUGCAGGCCGAGCAGCGGGCUCUGGCCGAGAUCUCAAAACAGCUGCGCAAAUCCGUUGAGGAUUUGCUCAGCGCCGAUGGCGGCUCGGUGGUGGAAACACAGCGAACCUACACACUCCCAGCCUCCAGCGACAGCACCGCCGUCGUCACCGUCACCGAGGUGGUGAAGAAACAAACGAAAGCCGCACGCCAGUCGGCCGCUGGCGAAUCUGGGGAGGCUAUAUUCAAUCGGUUGCUCAGCAGCGGCGAGUCUCAGCGCCAGAUCUUCGAUGCACAGCAGGGCGAAACCAUCACAACCACCACAACGACCACAGAGGCGCUGCCCGCAACGGCAGCGGCCGCUGCUGCUGGUGAGCCGAGCACCAGUGUGGUAACCACAACGCGCACUGUCUCCAACAUUGUCACCAGCGGCAUACCGAGGCUUGAGGCGAGCAAGCAAACUGGUCGCAACACUAGCAACAACAACAACAACAACAAUAACAAUAACAACAACAAUCGUAGCAAAAACAAGCGCAAAGGCAAGAAGAAAUAGGCAAUAGUGAACUGCAAAUUGCGUAUACGACACAUGGUCUGUAUUGCAUUUAACUAGACGCACACGAAUAUUCUCACGAGCCCUCCACCAGCAGCCCCUCCCUACCCCCCCAUAGGCAUAGUCACAUAUCAGCGCAUCCAGAAGCAUUCAACAAUGUACCAUUAUAUAUAUAGACAUAUGAUGUAUGUAGGUUUGACGUACAUGUGUGUGUACCAUAUAUUAUACAUGUGUGUAUAUAAUUUUAAUUAACUGUGCAAAUAACUUGUCGUUGCAUUUAAAAAACACAUUUGUAACUAAUCAUAAAAACGCGCGCAAUACUAUUUAAAGAAAACACAUAGUUUUAUAAAUGAAAACAAUUUCAUAAUUAUUAAAUACAGAAACCCAGAAACACCAACAGCUUUUAACAACAUUUAAUUCAGCAAUCACAACAAACGCAAAUGAAAAUUUAUUAAAGCCCGAGUAACUAAAUUGGAAUGAUGGCAGUAAACAAAAUUUUAUUUAAUUGAUUUAAAUAAUUUCACUUUGUUUUGCUUGUAAUAUUCAUUUACAUUCCAUUUUUUCAUAUCAUGUCAAAAGCCUUUUUCGCAAUCGAAUUGAAUUAAAUGUUGCGUUUUUUUUAUUUUAGCACAAUAAAUGAGAAAUUAAAAUACAUAAAUUAUAAAAUAAAUACAAAACAAAAUCCCCGACGUGAACCGGUCAACUAUUACUUUGAUGCUCCCUUCGUGUGCAAAACUUUGAACUCCGAGCAUUCCGACUGUCCACUUUAAGUUGGGCAUAUUUAUGAUAAAUUUUAGCUCUAAGCGAUACUACACUAAAAGCAAGCAGCAAACAACUUUAAAGCAUAAUUCUUGAAGUAUAUAUAUAUAUAUAUAUAUAUAUAUAUAUUAAUUGCCUUGCACUACUCAGUGGCUGCUUAUCUUGCUGUUGUUGAUGCUGAUGAGCACGGAGCACAGCAAGAGUCAAAUAAGUCAGUUUCUCUAAGCUGUAAUUGUAAAGAUUCAAUGCGAGCAAAAUUAUAUGAUAUCUAUCUAUAUAAAAUGUGUUUAGUAUGUAAGCAAAACAAUAUUUUAUAAACUGACAAAAGAAAACACGCAUUGUUGUAAUGUAAUAAAUAAUUCAAUUUAUUUUUUAUUUUUAAA
Molecule: messenger RNA, 11553 nt
Organism: Drosophila mojavensis
Lineage: Eukaryota; Metazoa; Arthropoda; Insecta; Diptera; Drosophilidae
Gene: scrib
Product: protein lap4
Exons: 31
Coding region: 584-10414 (3276 amino acids)
Biological process (GO): neurotransmitter receptor transport, endosome to postsynaptic membrane; neurotransmitter receptor transport postsynaptic membrane to endosome
Cellular component (GO): postsynaptic density; postsynaptic membrane; adherens junction
Molecular function (GO): protein binding
Source: RefSeq, a predicted model, not a curated record